AUGUUCACCCGAGGAAUCUUCAGAUGUGCCUUUUUCGUAGACAAUCCAACAAGUGUCUUAGAGUGGCACCGGAGACACGCGAUAGCCAUCGGAACGGCAAAAGGUCUGCGCUUUCUACACGAAGAGUGCCGCGGAGGCCCGAUAAUCCAUCGCGACGUGCGACCUAGUAACAUAUUGCUCACGCACGAGUUCGUGCCCAUGCUAGGAGACUUUCGCCUAGCUAAGUGGAAAACAAGUGAUGAUCCAGAGCACACCAGGAUUCUUGGAACUUUAGGGUACUUGGCACUAGAAUAUGCAGAGAAUGGUACGGUUUCGAUAAGAACAGAUGUGUAUGCAUUUGGGAUGGUUCUCUUAGAACUCAUAUCCGGGCGCAAGGUAGUUGACCCUAAGAGGGACGAGCCAUAUCAGUCUCUGAGACAGUGGGCGGAGCCACUCCUCGAUAAUAUUUAA
Molecule: messenger RNA, 450 nt
Organism: Rhodamnia argentea
Lineage: Eukaryota; Viridiplantae; Streptophyta; Magnoliopsida; Myrtales; Myrtaceae
Product: serine/threonine-protein kinase CDG1-like
Exons: 4
Coding region: 1-450 (149 amino acids)
Biological process (GO): protein phosphorylation
Cellular component (GO): plasma membrane
Molecular function (GO): ATP binding; protein kinase activity
Source: RefSeq, a predicted model, not a curated record